AUGGCCGCUGCCGUGAGGAAUAAUGUUUGGGUUGCCCCGGGGCAGGACGCGCAGUUUCUCCAUAAAACCGCACCACUGACAGCCGACGGUCUGAGAGGUGAAGAUCAUGGACAAGUGCUCUGCAACACGAGGGAUGCCAUCCCACAAACUUCUUCUUUCCAAUGCAACAAUCUGGGUAAAACAGAGAUGGACAGCUACUUGUCUCAGCAUGCACAGGAUACGAUAAAUUCCAAAAUGUUGUGCAGGGACAAUGCUCUGAUGCUAGAGCCGCCUUUCACCGAGGACUUUGCCUCCCCUUACAGCGUCAACAUGAGCCUGUUCCUUCCUGACGUCACAUACCUGCACCCUGGUCUCUGUAGGACUAUGAGACAGAUCAAAACAGAGCCCUCCCACUCUCUGAUGCACCCCACCUGUCAGGGCAACACGGCGCCACCGACACUAACAGAGUACCCAGGGGUUUAUAGUACAGCAGAUACAGCUAGCGGUAACUUUUUCGUUAAACAGGAAGUGCCAGAUUUCCAGGAUGUUCCCCUGUUUCAGCUUUUGAACUCUGAUUUGGAGCAGAUUGUUCACGGGUCACAGCUGAACUCCAUCCCCAUGGCACCAUUAAGUCUUCCUAUUGGGAACGUCCACGUAGGCCCAGUGCAGAAUAACACAAAGCAUGCAAGCGGUUUACAGAAUGACUGUUUUUCAUUCAAUCGACACUUAGGUCAUCAGCAAAGACCAACCUACUUACCACCUUCUCCGCCAAAUUCUGAGCCUCCAAGUCCAGAAAGGGGGAAGGAGCUCCUUCAAAAUCUCUCCCCGCCUCCCUCCUACGAAGCCAGCAUUGCGUCUAAGUUAACUUUUCAGACCCAUAUUCCCAUCGAUCCAGGACAGACCUCUAGUGUUGCUCCGACCCAAAGCCAAGACCCGAAUUCAAGUGCGGGAUUAGUCCAAAACACGGGUUCUGUACCAGCACGACUUUCAAGCCUGACACCGGUUCAGACGUCGCCAGGUGUUGGCCCACUUUCACCAGUGUUGGCCCAGUCAGCUCCACUGAAGUACAACCGAAGGAAUAAUCCUGAUCUGGAGAGACGACGGAUUCACCACUGCGAUGUUCCAGGAUGCAAGAAAGUGUACACCAAGUCUUCUCAUCUAAAAGCUCACCUACGCACCCAUACAGGAGAGAAACCGUAUCAGUGCUCGUGGGAGGGAUGUGAGUGGCGAUUCGCUCGAUCCGAUGAGCUGACUCGCCAUUUCAGGAAACACACCGGGGCAAAGCCUUUCCAGUGUGGAGUGUGUAACCGUUGCUUCUCCCGCUCUGACCACCUGGCACUGCACAUGAAGAGACACCAGAGCUAGAGACGCCCCACCUGCACGUCAAGUCAAUCUUUUUUCUUUUUUUUCUUUUUUUUUGUGAAUAAAAAGUAAAUGGUACUUACAUAUCAGCAAACAAACACUAUGGAUUAUUCCACUUCCUCCCCAGUGGAGCUAUUCUUAGCAGUGCUGGCCCACAAGUACUUGUUUCUUUUAUUGUAAAAAGAUUAGAUAUUGCUGUUGCCUUAUUUUAUUUCCACUGUA
Molecule: messenger RNA, 1563 nt
Organism: Scomber japonicus (chub mackerel)
Lineage: Eukaryota; Metazoa; Chordata; Actinopteri; Scombriformes; Scombridae
Gene: klf5b
Product: Kruppel-like factor 5b
Exons: 4
Coding region: 1-1344 (447 amino acids)
Biological process (GO): regulation of transcription by RNA polymerase II
Molecular function (GO): RNA polymerase II cis-regulatory region sequence-specific DNA binding; DNA-binding transcription factor activity, RNA polymerase II-specific
Source: RefSeq, a predicted model, not a curated record